AUGCUUUGUGCAUUUGUGCUUGAGCAGGAAAUGGAUGUGAAACUCGAAAUCGUGAAGGUUUGCGAGGACUUAGCAAUCAAAAUGGAAGAAAGGGUAAAUACAGCUGAACAGAACUCUGAAGCCAAGAAGAUUCUAGCAGAGCGCAUUGAGGUCAUCAAGGCUGUGCUGGGAGAGAUCAGGAAGCAGCAUAAGAAGUGGAAAGCAGCACAGACAUCAGCGUUGUCAGGGGAGAUCCAAGAGCAGCAAGCAAUGGUGACGACAGAGCCACCAGGAGAGAUCAAUGAGCAGCAAAAAGCCUGUGAACUGGAGCAAGCACUAAGGUGCGUGCAGGGGCAGCUGGAGAGGGCAACGGACAUGUUUGAGAAAAUGGAUAACGAUGGGAGACUCAAGAAGUUCUGGGUGGUGAAGGGCGGCUGCGAUGAACUAAGCGACCUGGACAGAUCCCUUCAAGGUGCCAUUCGAGUCCUGCACAAGGCUCAUACGGCAUUGUUGGGUGACACUGUGAAUCAGACACACCAACGGGUGCAAAAUGUUGUAACGAUCCUGAAGGCUUUGUCCCUGGAUCAGAAGAAUAUGGCUGAGGAGGUGAGGCAGGCAUUGCGCCAGGCGCUUGCAGAGAAGCUGGUAGGCUCAGAAUGCAGUGAGGACGAAGAGCAGCCCCCCAAUGAGGUGACAUCUACCCCAAGUGCCAACCCCUUAUCCCCUGAGGAGUGCGUGAGGUACAAUCGGGAAAUGCUCCAGUUCCUCAUGCAGCAAAUGGAGGCAUUCAUGUCCAUCUUUUCAACACAAGAAUUCUAUGCAGCUGCCCGGACAAUGCCAGAUGGGUGGGCAAACUCCGUGCAAAACACGUAUGGUGCACUGGAACUUGGUUGGAUGCUCAUCGAUCGCCACAAGAAGCCCUUCAAUCUCAGCACGUUUUACAAGAACUGCGAG
Molecule: messenger RNA, 933 nt
Organism: Ostreobium quekettii
Lineage: Eukaryota; Viridiplantae; Chlorophyta; Ulvophyceae; Bryopsidales; Ostreobiaceae
Source: the annotation of a GenBank genome assembly